CGCGAGGCAGCGAAGGCUGGCAGUUGGUCUCUCUCUCUCUCGCCCUCUCGGAGGAAGCCUUCGCCGCUGACAGAGGAGGUUAAGACAAGGCUGAGGGGGAACUCCGCCUCCAUUUAAGAGUGAGCAGAGGAGAGUUGCUCCCUGGCUGGGCCAAGUCCGGGUCGAAUUGCGGACGGGGGAAGGGAUGGACUAGGGUAGAAUGGAGACUGACUACAAUCCCAUGGACCUAUCUAAUAACACAGGAGUUGAAGACCAUUCUGAAUUCAAGGAUUUUGAAGGACCAGACGUGAAGGACAUGAGAUUAGAAGCGGAAGCUGUAGUUAAUGAUGUCUUGUUUGCUGUGAGCAACAUGUUUGUCUCUAAAAGCCUCCCAUGUGCAGAAGAUGUGGCAUACAUCAAUGUCGAAACUAGAGAAAGGAACAGAUAUUGCCUAGAGCUCACAGAAGCAGGACUUCGGGUGGUUGGUUAUGCUUUUGACCAGGUGGAUGAUAGUGUGCAAAAUCCCUACCAUGAAACUGUCUACUCUUUGUUGGACUCGGUUAGCCCAGCAUAUCGAGAUGCUUUUGGAAACGCGUUGCUACAGAAACUAGAGGCUUUAAAAAGGAACGGGCAGUCAUGAUUGAAUCUGCAAUCAAAAAAGGCUUUAGCAAAAGGUUGCUGCUGAUCAGAGCUCUGAAUAGGUUGUUCUAAUGGUAAAAGGCAUAAUUUCCUUGUGUUUUUAGCUUUCAAUAUUCCUUGUUCCAUGACUUUCAAUGGCACUGACUAUAUAUGAUUGAUAGUAUUGUUGUAGGUUAAUUACUGGAUUUGUUUUUUUUUAACUUAACUUAAUGACAUAAACAAUUACUGUUCUUGGUUCAUUUUCCUUCAGAUAGUUAAAAGUGACUGAACUGUGUAGUUUUGGUGUCUUUGAUAUUCAGCCAAUGCUUAAUUUUAACAAUACCACAGUUGGUAUUAAAUUUUUCUGACAACAUAAUACCUGCUCAGAAUUUACACAGUAGUGCUUUUCACUGUGCUUGAAGACUAACUGAGUUUGGUUGAAACCAAAUAUUUAUCUUAGUUAAACUUAAUAACAUGGAUUUUAUUGCAUUUAAAAGAUUUAUGUUUAGCUCAGUUUUUUUGUUUUUGCAUGGAUUUAGAAAGUCUCUAGUUCCUUCACUAGAAAAUAUGCUGAAGAUCUCUAUUAAAUAAAACAUAUCUUGGGAUUUGAUCCACACACAUUUUAAACCCAGUACUUAUCAGUAACUGAACAGCACCAUUCAGUAUUUGUACCCUGUGGGUAGCAAGCUUCAAAUACUAAACAAAAGAUGAACUGUUGGCAUAAUGAAUGUAUUCAUCAACUGAAAUACAAAUGGGAUAAGCACAAAGAUGAGGAAGUAAAAAGCCACAUUCUUCGGAAAGCCCCAUCCUGCUUUGCUUUUGCUAAAAUUGUAUUGUUAUGUAAAAGAUAACUAUUUACAAUUAUUUUGAAUGUUUACAUGAUGUACAGUAUAUCUAAAAGUAUUUUUGAUUCCUUACUAUUCUACAGUUACUGAGUAUUUCUGUAAUGCCUUUUCUUCCAGCUACCUUUACCAUGCUGUAUCCUCUUCUAGUAAAUGUACAAUGUAAUAUUGGUGUAUUGUAUUGGUUCAAAACCAAAGACGGAAAUUGGUAUUUGAAUUGGGAGAAAAAUAGAUGGUCUUAAGUACAAAACUUAACUUCCAGGGCUGCUGUGUAUCUCUUAAUGUAUUCUGCUUGGGAGAAUGGCCUGUUUCAGAACAAAGUUAUAUAUCCACAAUAGUGUGCAUUGAUACACUUUGCUAGAUAAUACUAACAAAUAUCUAACUCUCAAAAUGAGUGAACUUACAAAAUCUUCAGCUCUGAAUAUACAUGUUGCACACUUGACUCUACUUGAGUGGUAGUACGUUAUUCUAACUAAGAAUCUGGUUUAGGAAUUGCAGGACCACAUAGAUUUCUAUGGCUUUGUCUUAGUUACAAUAGAAUUAUAGCUGCAAUAAUGUGUAGUGCGACCUGAUUUGAAGCAGUGAAUGUUUUCUUACCGUUUUAGAAGCUAAAAUAUCUUGCAUUCUCCUUUAUUCAUGUAUACAUAAGGAGCAUUUGUUUUGUUUUUUUAAAAAAUGAAAUGAACAAAAAACUACGUAGAUCUGAACUCAAUCUGGAUUUAUGGCAUGGAACCGCCCAGAGAGCUUCGGCUAUUGGGCGGUAUAAAAAUGUAAUAAAUAAAUAAAUAAAUAAAGUUUGAUCUCCAUGAGGAAAAUGUACUUUACCCCAUUGUAGCUCGCUACUCCCUUGUGAAUCAUGUAGCCAUGUUUGUUUUAGAAAUUAUACAUUUAAAUAAAGGAACAGAAAUCUA
Messenger RNA from Elgaria multicarinata webbii, 2350 nucleotides. RefSeq names its product GSK3B interacting protein (gene GSKIP). Gene Ontology annotation, biological process: regulation of canonical Wnt signaling pathway. The record is from RefSeq and is a predicted model, not a curated record. NCBI's taxonomy places the organism in Eukaryota, Metazoa, Chordata, Lepidosauria, Squamata, Anguidae. The transcript is spliced from 3 exons. Gene Ontology annotation, molecular function: kinase regulator activity; protein kinase A binding. Gene Ontology annotation, cellular component: cytoplasm. The coding region runs from base 200 to 619 and encodes 139 amino acids.